AUGACGCAGUCACCGCAUGGGCCCGUGGCCCUGUCCCGUGUUUCGGGCUGGCAUCUGGAUAUUGAUCGCGUCUUGAAUCCGUUCAUUCCGGCACCCCGGUGGCACUUGAUCCCUCGGCCUCUGGCUUAUAUGCUGGGCCAUCGAGAGACACCGCCUGCACCUCUCGGGAACAUCGUGGUUGCGUUUUGGUCGCUGGUGGGCGCCUUUUGUGGCGUGGCAUUAGUGUCCGAGGUCUCGAAGCGUGUGCCAUCCUUUGAGGCUCGCGAUGCGCCGACAAUAGUUGGCAGUUUUGGUGCAGCCGCGGUGCUUGAAUUCUGCGCCAUCGAAUCGCCCUUCGCGCAGCCCCGCAAUGCAAUCGUGAGCCAGAUUAUCGCCUGCGUCGUCGGAGUCGGGAUCGCAAAGCUGUUUGCUCUGAACUCGCAUGCCGAGGCCUACACCGAGCUCGGGGGUGCCCUCGCCUGCGGCAUCACCACCGCAGUCAUGGUCCUCAUCAAUGCCGUCCACCCGCCGGCGGGCGCGACGGCUCUGCUGGCGGUCACGCACCCGCAGACAGUCGGACUGGGCUGGUAUCUCAUUCCGGUUAUGCUGUUGGGCAUUGCGCUUAUGCAGGCGGCAGCUCUGGUGCUGAACAAUAUCCAGCGUCGUUUCCCACUGUAUUGGUGGACUUCACAUCCUCUCUCUCGGCCUUCACAGGAUGUCGAGACGGCGCCGGACAAGGAAGCCCCUAGCGUGCCGAGUCAUUACGAGGAUAGUCUGACUGACGUUUCUCGACGACUGGUGCUGGAGCGGGGGGAUAUCUUGGUUCCGGAUGGGAUGUUUUUGUCGACGGAGGAACGAGAGGUGCUAGAAAGAAUUAGCGAGCGAAUAUGA
This is a messenger RNA of Penicillium alfredii, 870 nucleotides long. Its product is annotated as HPP family protein. The transcript has 2 exons. The record is from RefSeq and is a predicted model, not a curated record. NCBI's taxonomy places the organism in Eukaryota, Fungi, Ascomycota, Eurotiomycetes, Eurotiales, Aspergillaceae. The coding region runs from base 1 to 870 and encodes 289 amino acids.